Molecule: messenger RNA, 450 nt
Organism: Triticum turgidum subsp. durum (durum wheat)
Lineage: Eukaryota; Viridiplantae; Streptophyta; Magnoliopsida; Poales; Poaceae
Source: the annotation of a GenBank genome assembly
AUGCCAAGAGCUGCACCAACCCCACCGUCCGCCGCUGGAUGGCAGAUCUCAAGACCUCUGCCUACCAAGCCGACCAUGUCCUCGAAAACUUCCGCUAUGCGGCGCUGUGCCGAUGACCACAUCCGCGGCCCCUCCUCCGAAAUGGAGCAUGAUAAGCAAGCGGAGAAGGAUUAUGAAGAGGAGGAAGAGAAUGGGGAUGACGAGGAUGAGCAAGGUACUCUGUUUGAGGAGGAGAAAGAUUCUUCUCAUUUUGAUGUCAAAGCGCUAAGUGUUAUGCUAUGCAAAAUUGCAUUGUUUGGCUGUCAACGUUCAAUAUUUUUGUUGUAUAAAGUUCAAAGGAGGAGCUGUCCAAAAUUCAAAAGCCAUGAUGUUCAAUUCUUUCUUAGUCAUAUAUAUUUGUUCCAUUUCUACAUUUUUCUUAGAAGAAAGCUUAUUUUUUCAUCACUAUGA